CAUAAUUGAGAAUUAAGAAAUGAGCCCAUUGGGGGAGGGAGUAGAAGGAAAGGACAAAAGCAAGUCUUCUUAGCAAAGCCGAAACCAGUGAAGAAUUGAGAAUUGAAGGUGAAGAUUAGCUGCUGCUCUGCAAAUGGAAGCCUACCGAAUCACGCUGCCGCAUAUGGCCAAAUCGAGAUGGAGGAAACUUGCACUCAUAAUAGCCGCAAUCCAGGCUAUGAGGGAAAAUUCAUCUGCAAAGAAAUCAAUCUCAGCGCCUGCGUCAUCUUCUCUGAAAUCAAGAGGAAACCCAACAGCUAUUCUAUCAGAUUAUUUUUUGGGGGUUAACCCUAAUUCUUCGUUUUCACCGUCGAUGAUGCCACUGAAAUCAAGGUGGAGAAUACUGAAGCACGUGAUCGUUGCAACCCUAAGAUUUCAGGCUGCGCUAGGGAGGCAUCUCGACUCUGAAUUGAGCAGUAGUUCAUCUACAUUUCUAAGCCUUGAAACAGACGAAGCUUAUAGUCUUCAUGAAGCGAGUGCAUCCGGUGUUUCUCAAGGCAAUUCUCCAUUUUCGUUUGACGAUCUAUUUCAAUUUCCUUCUCCAUCUCCAAUCGACGAUUUAGUUCAAUCUCCGGCAUGGAUGACGCAGGAGCGGGACCCUCCUUUUGGAUUUUCACCAUCUUUAUCCAGAUGGAGAGUAUUGAAACACGUCGUCGUGGCAACCCUAAGAUUGCAAUCAAUCGGGAGGGGUGGUCGAAGAUCGCCAUCAAGAUGGAUGAAGACAUCAGACGCCACGGUGAGGCUAGGGAGGGAUCGGAGUCCACCAUCAAGAUGGAUCAACAAGAUGAACGCACACACCUUGUUGCAGGUGGUGACCUCGUUUCCCAACUUGCCUGAUUUUGACCUGAAAUCCAUAAUCCAAACAGACGAUAUCUCCGGCAAGGUCUACAGAGUCGUCCAUCGGCAGACCGGCCAAAGCUACGCCUUGAAGGAAUUCCCCGAUGAUUCCUCUCAACGCCAACAAAUCAGCGGCGAAGUCCAGAUCCUAAAGGAAUUGGAUCAUCCCAACCUCGUCAAAUGCUACGACGUCGUCUUUGGUGAUGCCGGUGUGAGUUUCCUCCUCCUCGAGCCCUUGGACUGCGGAUCUUCUAACAUAACUAGUGAAUCCGACCUAGCUAGUUUCGCUUAUCAACUUCUCUUGGGGUUGAAUUUUCUCCACCGGAAUAGAAUUUGGCAUGGAGAUAUCAAACCCUCCAAUAUUUUCGUUGAUCAAUCCGGCCAAGUCAAGCUCUUGUACGUAGGGAAGACUUUGUCUAGGAAGCCGGCGAUUUCCGCUGAAAUUGGAGCAAUACACGACGGAUUCUCAUGGGAUAUAUGGAGUGUGGGGUUGUGUAUUCUCAAAUUGGGCAAAUAUUUGAAAUGGUCUGACAGAGAUUUUGGAUUUAGUGAAGAUUUGAGUUUGUCGGGGGAGAAACAGCAGAUUUGGUCGGCCAUGGAUGUAGAAUUCAAUGAACCCUUGUGGAAACCGUCGAUGGAACUGUUGAAGCUUCUCUCAGCUUGCAUGCAGACAGAUGUACUGAAGAGAUGGACAGCCGAACAACUUGUUCAUCAUCCCUUCUUUGAUCAGCUUCCACUGAAGAAAGAGGUUCAACUUCCACCAAUAAAGAAAGAGGUUCAAACUUCACGAUUAAUGAAAGAGGAUUUUCAACUUUCAUCAAAAGUUCGAACUGGGAAAGAGGUAAAGGAUAAAAUUCUACGGGAUUUUAAGGAUACAUUUUCUUUCUAUUCUGAAAGAAUGGAACCGACGAGUCCUGUAAAGAAAAAACCCAAAAUUUCUAUAAAGGAUGAUCCAAAAGAUUCAACGAGUGGAGUACCUCAUGAAGUUCCUGAGAGGUGCAUCGAACAUUGCAAGCUAUUUCUUCCGGAUUGUGAAUUUGAAAAGGAUAAAUUAGUAUGGAUGUGGAUAGCUGAAGAAUGCUUCGAACUAGGAGCGACUAAAAGAAUGGAGGAUGUUGGUAACUUGUAUUUCGAUGCUUUGGUCCAGAGGGAAGUCAUUGUAGCUUCCAAGUUUGAUAGUAUUCUGAGGCAGAUGAUGUACAAAUUUAAUGCAUCUCAAGUGUCGGAGGGGGUCCUUAAACAAGGUAAGUAUUUGAGGAUAAGUCCAAGUAAUAUGAAUGAGAUCUACAGCGAGGCAUUACAUCUGACAUGGAAGUGUAAGAGGCUUGACCGAACCUUUUCUGAUGCUCUGAAGAAUUUCAAACAGUUGCAUACGCUUGUUGUGCAUGGGGAUCGCUGUGCUGUCACCGGCCAACUGCCCAGCGACUUCUUUUUGGGUUUAAAGCUGUUAAGAACAUUGGAUUUGAGUCGCACUCAUGUAGCAGAGGUACCAGGUUCCAUUGGAAAGUUGGAGUCACUGCGAUAUCUUGAUUUCUCUGGGACUCCCAUCCAGCGCCUACCUGAAUCAGUUGAUCGCCUCCACCGUCUGCAAACACUAAACCUUAAAUACUGCGUUGGACUUUCUGCUUUACCAAGAGGAUUGGGGAAGUUAGUUGACCUUCGCCAUGUAGAUCUCGACAUUGUUAGUCAAUUGAAGUCCAUGCCCAGAGGGAUGGGAAAUCUAGUAAAGCUUCAAACUUUACGAGCAUUCAUCGUGGGGAGAAAGCAUGAUGGAUGCGGCAUAGGAGAGCUGAGAAACAUGAAUGAGAUUACAGGGCCUUUUUGUAUAUCAAGGCUUGAAAAUGUGUCCGAUGCAGAGGAAGCAAAGGAAGCUGCGCUAUCGGAUAAAAUUUAUAUGGAGAAGCUGGAGUUACGAUGGAAUAAUAGUGCAGAUGACGAUACAGCUGAAAUCUUGGAAUCCUUGCAACCACAUUUUCACCUCAAGGAGGUAGUGUUGUCGUUUUAUGGUGGAUCAAGACUUCCGAGGUGGAUAAGUAACCCAUCGUAUACUGAUCUUGUCAGCAUGACUCUGCACAAAUGCAUAAAUUGCGACAUCCUGCCCUCCAUUGGGGAACUGCCGUCUCUCAAGAUUCUCAAGAUUUUCCACAUGGAAAACGUGAGGAACAUCGACAUGCUGUUUUGCAGGAAUGAUGAUAGUAAAGUGGUUAAUGCAUUUCCAAGGCUGGAGCAAUUGAGUGUUGAGGGCAUGCCUGUGCUUGAAGAAUGGAGUGGAGUAAAGGGCGGUGAUUUCCCCUGCCUUUGCGACCUUUCCAUAAGAUACUGCCCAGAACUGCGUCUUCUUCCAUCUCUGUCGCAUCUCUCCUCUCUUGAUCGCUUGGAAAUAAGUCACUGCAAGCAGCUAAUUUCUUUGACGGAAGGGUCAUUGCCUGCUUCGCUUGAAUCUCUGAUAAUAAGAUGCUGCCCAGGAAUAAACGAGAGGUGCCGCAAGGAUGGAGUAGAUUGGCCCAAGAUUGCUUCUGUUAGGAACAUAUGGAUUGAUUUGGAAAAAUUGUCUUUAGAUUAAAGGCGUGCAUAACUCACAUUUGUCCAUUUUCGGGCUCUGUUUAUAAAUUGGGUAAAUUUAAACA
Messenger RNA from Salvia miltiorrhiza (redroot sage), 3503 nucleotides. RefSeq lists its product as uncharacterized. Gene Ontology annotation, molecular function: ATP binding; protein kinase activity. Lineage: Eukaryota; Viridiplantae; Streptophyta; Magnoliopsida; Lamiales; Lamiaceae. Bases 134 to 3439 code for a protein of 1101 amino acids. The transcript has 2 exons. The record is from RefSeq and is a predicted model, not a curated record. Gene Ontology annotation, biological process: protein phosphorylation.